AUGUUCAGAAGAUCCAAAGUCACAGAUGGGACGGGGAAUGGCCAAGGACCCGCUGCAGAGAAUGAAGUGGGUAUCCGGAAGAAAUCUCGUGUUCCAGGAGUGAUGAUCACGCAGUUCAUAGAGACUUUGCCAGAGGGAAAGAGCCAUCCGGACUUUACGCGCAAACCAAUUGCUUUGACCAUCCAAGAAGGGAAAUUUGCUUUCUUUAAAGCUAUUGUCACCGGAGAGCCUAAACCCGAUGUGGCAUGGAGCAGAAAUAAUGGAGACGUGUCUGACACUUCAAAAUAUCAGAGCAAAUAUGACGCUAACACCAAUGAGCAUACUUUUGAGAUGCCAAAUGUCACAGCGGCUCAGGCAGACACGUACAAAUGUUUUGCAACCAAUGAAUUUGGACAAGCCAUGGUUACAGUUGUACUGAAUGUAAUUGAAGUUGGCUACAAAAAGAACAAACAACCCCAGCAAAACGUAAAAGAACCCAUUAGCAGUUUUAAGAAAGUACUGCGAAAAAGUAAAGUGCUUCCAAAAUCAGAGCAAACAGAGAAGAAGGAUGGGGAGUUGGAUCCUAAAUUUUGGGAGUUGUUGCUGAGUGCUGACAAGAAAGACUACGAGAGAAUCUGUGCAGAGUACGGAGUGACUGAUUUUCGCUGGAUGCUGAAGAAACUCAAUGAAAUGAAAAAGGAACGGGAGGAGGAACAAGCUGAGUUUGUCAGGAACCUAUCCAACCUGAGACACAUUCGGGUGAAUUCAGACGGUACUGCCUCAUUCGAGAUCGACAUGGACCUUAUUGAGCAGAGCCACUCAAUAUACCUGUAUAAGGAUGGUGAAAUGAUUCCCUACACAAAAGAGUUGGGAGACACAAUGAAACACAGUCUGAGGAAAGUGGGGAGAAAGUAUAUUUUCAGCAUGAGGGAUCUCAGGCCAGAAGACGGUGGAUUCUACCAGCUGGAUGUGGAAAAUGUGAAUAUAUUUUCCACAGAUUUUAAAAUUCCCAUGGUUGAUUUCUUGGUGAAAAUUCAGGAAGUGAAGGCAAUAGAGAGAGAAGACGCCGUAUUUGAGUGUGUCCUUUCGGUUCCUCUUGCCAAGAUUUCAUGGUUUGGCAAGAAUCUGCCCUUGGAUCAAGGAGACAAAUACGAUAUUGAGGUUUCUGAGGACAAGCUCAUUCACAGGCUGGUGGUCAAAGAUUGUAUGGUCAUCGACAAAGGCAUUUAUUCUGCCUGUGCAGGAAUAAAAUCAUGCAAUGCCUGGCUUGUUGUUGAAGCCGACAAAGACACAGAUCAGGGCAAGAAGUCGGUAAGGAAGACAACAAAGGCAGGAGGAUCUGGUAUCAACCUGGAGAAGGUGGCUCAAGAGCAACACGAAAAGUUGGAAAAACAGAAAGAGGAAUUGAAAAAACAAAUCGAAGCUGUACCCCCACCCGAACCCCCCAAACCAAUUCCAGAAAUGAAGCCUGAGCCUGAACCUCCAGCUGUAACUAAAGAGCCUGCGAUCAUCUGUGGACUCUCUGAUAUGUACUGUCUACGUGGAAAACCAGCCGAACUAAAAGUCACGAUGAACAUGGACUGCGACGGCGCCUGGUUUAAAGACGGACAGCCGCUAAGCGCCGGUGCUGGGAUCAGCAUAAGCAAAGAUUCCACAUCUCACGUGCUGACUUUUAAAAACUGCCAAGAUGACAACUCGGGCAUCUACCGCUUUGUAUCAGGGGAUCAGAGUACGCAAGGAAAGGUCACCGUCGGAGACGCACCGGAAUUUGACCAGGAUGACCUUCACAAGUUCUGCAAGCCGUUGACAGUGCGAGUGGGUCAGAACGCCACUUUCAAGAUGCCCUUUGCUCCCCAGGAGGCUAUGAUUGUUAACUGGUCGAAGAACGGCACAGAGGUGAAAGACGGAGGAGGAGUAAAGAUUGUGAGGGAGCCCAAUCACAGCCGCCUGCUCUUCAGAGACUGCCUACGGGGGGACGCGGGGGAAAUUAAAAUCCAGCUUAAAACCCCGUUCGGGGCCGCCGAGGCAACCUCUCAGCUUUUUGUGCUCGAUCGCCCAGGUCCCCCAGAGGGUCCGGUGGAAACAGUUGAGACCACCUCAACUCUUAUUGAGAUCAAAUGGAAACCUCCCAAAGAUGACGGCGGCAGCCCCAUCACCAACUACAUCAUUGAGCGCCAGCAGGAGGGCCACAAUCUGUGGACCAAACUUGGGCAUGUCUCUGGUGACAAGACUACCUUGAGGGACAGAUAUGUGACCCACGGGAAGAAGUACAGCUAUCGCAUCUAUGCAGAAAACUCAGAAGGCCUUGGCGACUCCCUGGAGACAGCUGAUAGAAUUAUGGCUGGCAUGAUGAUACUUUCCGGGCCACCCGGUGCCCCUCAAGUUGUCGCCACCUCAAAGACCUGUAUCACUUUGACGUGGACCCCACCUGAGGAUGACAGAGGAGUGCCCGUCAUCGGUUAUCAACUGGAGAAACGGAAAAAGGACACAAAUCAGUGGAUUUCCUUGAACGCUGUGAAUGAACCAAUUAAAGAUGUGAACUAUGCAGUUAAAGAAAUCACCGAGGGAGCAGAGUACGAGUUCAGGGUUCUUGCAAUUAAUGAGUCUGGAGCCGGGGAUCCGAGCCCCGCUUCUGCAAUGGUGUGUGCAAAGAAUCCCAACAUGAGGCCUUACUUCAAAGACCCAGAGGACUUCAUUGUUGUCAGAGCAGGAAAUUCAGCGCGAGUAAAAAUCCUCUAUGAGGCUGAACCUCCACCGGAGAUCACAUGGCUCAAGGACGAUGAACCGUUACCGCCAUGGAUAAAUAUCAUCAAUUCUGAGGGAAUGUCGCAACUUGUUAUUCCCUCAUCUAAGCGCUCAGACUCCGCCAUCUACACGGUCAUAGCCAAAAAUUCAGUGGGGCAGGCUUGCUUUGACAUUGAGGUUAGAGUUACAGAUGAACCAAAGAGCCCAGGGCCGGUGGAACUCGAGCAAACCGUCCAUGGAAAAGUGGUGGUAACGUGGGUUCCAUCGCCAGACCAGGAGCUUGAUGACAGACUUUACUACACGAUAGCUCAACGUGACUCCAACACUAGGGUGUGGAAAACUGUUGCAGAUCGCCUGUUCACGAAUACGCAUACAGUCAACAACAUCCUUCCUGGGCUGGAAUACCACUUCCGGGUCUUCGCCAAGAAUGACAUGGGACUGUCGGAUCCGUCGCAGUCACCGACAUGGGGAGCGAAUAGCAACAGAGUUCCAAUCACGUACAAUGGAAUCAACUCGACGCAAAUCAGCUUUGAGAGGCCCCCGUCCAUCUUGGUCCCUCUGAAGGUCCAUGCACCACCUAAAGGUUACCAAGUCUACAUGACGUGUGCCGUGCGAGGGUUCCCAACACCCACAGUGUCCUGGUUCCUAAACGACCAGUGCAUCAACUCGGACAGCAACUACUACAUCACCAACUCCUUUGGCGUAUGCUGCAUGUAUAUUCUCAGAGUGCGGCCAAAGGACGGCGGAGAAUACAAAGUCGUUGCCGUGAACUCAUUUGGCAAGGCGGAAUGUUCCACUAAACUCAUUGUUAGAGAAUAAAUCAUCAUGACGGCCUUAUCCGGGAAGUUGCAUUAUUUCAGAGAAAAACUUUUAUGUAAAAGAAAAACAAAUCUUAAAU
Messenger RNA from Syngnathoides biaculeatus (alligator pipefish), 3622 nucleotides. Its product is annotated as immunoglobulin-like and fibronectin type III domain-containing protein 1. The record is from RefSeq and is a predicted model, not a curated record. Gene Ontology annotation, molecular function: protein binding. The transcript is spliced from 23 exons. NCBI's taxonomy places the organism in Eukaryota, Metazoa, Chordata, Actinopteri, Syngnathiformes, Syngnathidae. Bases 1 to 3543 code for a protein of 1180 amino acids.